UGCCUCAGACAGAACGCACUUACAAACAUGUUGAUACUACAACAAGAAGUCCUUCCAUUGCUACCAUGGAACAAUUCCUCCGAGGAGGGGAAUCCUCUAGGAUGUCACCAACCUAUUCUCCCACAUUUGCUUCUUCCCCUUCCUCUCCUUACUUUGGGAUGAAGCCCCAUGACCUUGAAGAAGAUCAAGGCCUCUAUCAAAGAAAAUCAGUUCUUGCCAAAGUGAAAGAAAGGGCCAAGAAAUUAGUAUUGCGCAACAGUCUAAGCCAAAAAAGACAGGACGACAAAAAUCUCACUCCUUCUUGGGGAGUUAGCCUAGAAGACGAAGAGGAAGAAGAAGACCCUGAAUACCUUGGAGCUCCAAUCUAUGAAUCAGAGCUAGCACCAGAAGAGUACAAGGAAAAUGCGAGACAACAUCCAAGAGCAAAUCCAGUAAUCUCCGAGAAGCGUGUUCUAAGGACAAUGAAAUCAGGAGAAGAGCUAGAUCAAGAAAAUGCACUUACUCCUAUCAAAUCCACAACUUCUACAAUAAAAUCUCCUCAACUUGCAACAACGCCAACUAAUAGCCCAAAAGAAAGUGUAACAAUGACUCAGAAACUGACAUCAUCCAAUGUUGAAGGGUCAAACUCAACUGCACCAUCUCAAUCUGCUUCCUCCUCUAAAUAUCAUGUUGGUUCAAUAACCCCGGUUGCUCCUUUUACUUCAGUAAUGAUGAAAAAUGCGUCUCCUUCUCUUGCGAGUGUGAAGACUAAUAAUACUACAAGCCCCAAAAGUUCAUAUAAUUCUCAAGCAUUGUCGAGUCCUAGAAGAGGUGCUAAUGGUAGUGGUGUGAUUGAGAGGGUGAAAGGAGCUGUUAGUUCUUUGCUAAAGAAUGAUGAGCAAGCACAUCUAAAAUAUGGUGUUAAAAGUCCUAUGACGCGUGCUAAUUCCUCACAGACAAACUACAAUACACAACAAGUUGAACAAGGAGCUGAGAAUCGAGGAAGAAUUCUUCAAACAAAUUAAAAAGUUAUAGAAAUAUAUAUGUACUUUCUAAAUUUUCGUAUAUCACCAUUUGCAUCAAUAUAUGUAUGUACGUAUUUUUUUUUUGCAUUUUUCUGUAUAUAUAUGUGUGAUCAUUAAAUAGACUAAAGAUCAAUUUCAAAAUUGUGUAAAAAUUACUAGUUUGUAAGAAUAAAUAAGUUAUAUAAUUUGUACAACAUGAUUAGCCAGAAAUGUGAUCAAGUAAUGUGCUCAU
This is a messenger RNA of Vicia villosa (hairy vetch), 1236 nucleotides long. RefSeq lists its product as uncharacterized. Gene Ontology annotation, biological process: response to abscisic acid. Lineage: Eukaryota; Viridiplantae; Streptophyta; Magnoliopsida; Fabales; Fabaceae. The transcript has 4 exons. The coding region runs from base 66 to 1004 and encodes 312 amino acids. The record is from RefSeq and is a predicted model, not a curated record.